AAAUAAAUUAUAAAAUGAAUAUUUGCAAUGUUUUGAUUUUGUCCGCCAUUGUCAUAAUUACCUGCAUGCAGGUAAUUGAAGAUGGUCGAAAACAAAUGGUAAACAUUCCAAUACGUCAAAACAUCUGAUUAGAUUUAAGAGUUUAGUAUUAUUUGUAAUUAAUAAUUCUUAAAAAAGUUGAUUUUAAGGUCAUUCUUAUGGCUUUUAAUAAAUGUUUACGUUUGAUUUAUAAUUUUAAGAAAGUUGAAUAUAAAUAUAAUUCAAUGGCAUAAUACAUAACCUCAAUGGUGAGAUUUUUGAUUGAGUGCGUAAUUAAAUGUCAUUAAGAAACGUCAUUAUUAUACAUUAGUCUUCCACGUUAAUAUGUUCUAAUGACUGAAAUACAAUCAGCUUAUAAACAUUUUAUUCCAACAAGUAAAAUGUAUAGUACGUGGCAUCAACAAGUGCUUGCACUAGAUGCAAAAUAUAAUACACAACGUGCAAGUAAAUUACCAACAUUAGGUAUGCUUUAUAUUCGUAGAAGAAAUCAAUUAUUAAGAGAAAAACCAUUUAAAGAACAUGAUAUUCGUACACAAUAUUUAAAAUUACGUUUAGAUUUAUUAAAUAAACGAUACGGAGAUAAUAUUGAACAAACUAAUAUUACAAAUAAUACUUUACAAAAGGAAACGUCAGAUAAUUUACCAAAAUCUAAUUUUGUUCCAAAAAAAUCAACCGCAGAAAAUUUUGCUUUUACUGGUGUUCAUCAUGUUUUUGAUCAACAUACUGCAGCUGUGAUAAUGCUUAAAUUUGCGAAUAACGAUAGGUCCAGAUUAGGUUGUGCAUCUUUAGAUGGAACUUUAUCUAUAUGUGAAGUUAUUAAUACACCACCCCAAGUACUAGUUGUACUUGAAGGUCAUCAGAAAGGAGUUACUGCAUUCGAUUGGAGUAUUAGUAAUGAUUUGAUAGUAUCAUCAUCAUUAGAUGCUACUAUUCGUCUUUGGAAAGUACAAGUAGAACCUAAGUGUUUACGAGUGGUUAAAGAUCCACAAAAUGCAGAAAUCUUUUGUUGUGCGUUUAUACCUGCUAAUAAUAAUUUAGUAGUAACGGGUAAUUCACACGGGCUCAUUCAAAUUUUAAAUGUAUCAACAGGAAUCUAUACACGUGGUGGUUCAUGUAAACUUGGGGAAAAGGUUUUAUCAUUAACGUGUGAAGAAAGUGGUGGUUCAUUGAUAUGGGCUGGAAGCGAUAGAGGUACCAUUACUUCAUUACAAUUCGAGCCUAGGAGAGGAAGACUUUAUAAAUUGCAAAGAGUACAGAAAUUAAAUGGUAUGGUAACAGGACUCUCUUGGCGUUCUUGGCAUUCAAAAGAAAUGCCAUAUCCAGUAUUUUUGGCAAGUACUGCAUGCAAUGCAGUAUUAUUGUAUCGUGUAGAAGAUAAUCAGGGUUCUUUGACAUUGUUAAAAAAAUAUCCUAUUAAACACAGACUUCAUUGUAUAAAGUCUACGUUUUGUCCUCAAAUGGGAGCUUGUUUAAUAGCAACUGGUUCAGAAGAUUGUGCAAUUCAUCUUUUUGAUUCUUCAAAGGAUGGUAAAGCUGCAAGAGUAAAUCUACUCCAUGGUCAUACAAGACCUGUACUAACACUUUCAUUUAAUUAUGACGAAUCUUUUCUCGCAUCUGCGGAUCAUCAAGGACUUAUUAUUUUAUGGCGUAAUCAUCAACGACAUUUGUAGUCAUUAUUCAAUUAAUAUUUUGGUUUUUGUAUUUAAUUAUUAAUAUAUUAUAAUAUAUAAAAACUGAUAGGUGAAUGAGCAAUUUUAUUGCUUGCUAAAUAAGUAUUAAUAGUUAUAUGUAUAUAUAUAUAUAUAUAUAUAUAUAUAUAUAUAUAUCGUAAAAAUAUUUAUGUACAUUGUUAAAAUGUACAACUAAACUGAAAAAUAGUGAAAAACUUAGAGUAUAGUAGAUAAUUUAUUUUUAAACAUUGUAAUUAUAUAUAUAUACAAAAGAAAAUAAGCAAAGGACGACAAGAUCCCUCAAAAAAUGUUUUUCACCUAAAAUAGUUUACUAUUCAUUUACACUUUAUGCAAUACUUUUUCAGAGAUUCGUUACAAAAUUGACCGAAAUACAACUAUAUAUUUCGUUCUCAUCACAGAUCUAUUAACAAUACAUAGAGAUUAACACUAUCACGUUGCCUCGUAUAAACUGAUUUGUCAAAUAACAUUUUGCGGUUGCUAAAAAUAAGCAUUAAGUCAUGGUAGAAUUCUUUUUUGCAAUGCUGUGAUGCUUAAAACAAAUGCUUUUACCUAUAAUUAAUAAUAUCAA
Messenger RNA from Polistes dominula (European paper wasp), 2298 nucleotides. Its product is annotated as WD repeat-containing protein 13. Gene Ontology annotation, molecular function: promoter-specific chromatin binding; protein binding. NCBI's taxonomy places the organism in Eukaryota, Metazoa, Arthropoda, Insecta, Hymenoptera, Vespidae. The record is from RefSeq and is a predicted model, not a curated record. Gene Ontology annotation, cellular component: nucleus.